AUGUGGUGGAAUGAAUGUAAUCAUCAAUUUAAAAAAGAUGAUGAAGAUGACUUUAAUUUAUUUAUUGUUACUACCACUGUAUCUUUAUAUUAUUAUAUUUAUCAACUAUCGUUAUCAACAAAUAAUUAUAUUAUUAGAAAUAACAACGGUCCAACAAUUACUCAUACAAUAUAUACAUAUCCUAAUCAAUGGUUAAAAUAUGAAUCAUCAAAUCAAGCAAUAUUCAAAAUUUAUAGAAAGAAAGAACCAUAUCAAAACAUUGAAUUCAGUUUAAGAAUUGAAUCAUCAAAUGAAGGAACAACAUUAAUUAAAGAAGUAGAAAAUAAUGAUAAAUCAAUUUCAACAGUAAUUAUAUCUUCUUCAAAACAAUUAACUAGUUUAACUAAUGUAAAAUUUUCAGAAACAACAUUAACAACAAAGAAAAGUCAAAUAAUGAUUAUUGGAAUGAAAGGAAUAACAUUAGAUAGUAUUGGAUAUAAGAAUUGUAAUAUGUUGAUUUAUAAAGAAAAAACAAAAGAAUGUAUUCAAUGUGAAAAAGGAUAUUAUUUAAAUUCAACUAAAGAAUGUCAAUUAUUACCAGAUAAUUGUAUUGCAGGAUAUAAAACGUAUUGUUAUCAAUGUAAAGAAGGAUUUAUAAAGAAAAAGGAGAAUGUAAAGAAAUUGAUAAUAAAUGUAAUAAAUCAGAAAGAAAUUAUUGUUUAA
Entamoeba dispar SAW760 is the source of this 702-nucleotide messenger RNA. RefSeq lists its product as uncharacterized. The transcript has 2 exons. NCBI's taxonomy places the organism in Eukaryota, Evosea, Mastigamoebida, Endamoebidae. The record is from RefSeq and is a predicted model, not a curated record. Bases 1 to 702 code for a protein of 233 amino acids.